UAUGUGUUGUACAUUUGCGUAUAGUGACACCUAUACAAAGCAUAUGGAUUUCAAUGGAAGUAUAUAUAUCCGAACAUCCAGGAUACAAGCCUGCAUUACUGUGCCCCACUCAAGCCAAUUGCUCAGAUACAUGUUGAACAAGAUGCGGAGAGUCUUUCGCCUCUUUAGUAUCGUUGCCUUGAUCGUUCCAACACAGUUGAUCAGAACGGCCAGACAAAUUUUUCCGAGACAGUAUAACAAUUUGUAUGGCGAGAACGCGAAUAAUGUACCGAAUUUGCAGAAUGUGCUCAGGACGGGUGUCGGAGUCCUGAACUUUUUGGCGCAGGGCCAAUUCAACCUGAAUCAAGAGAUCCCGGACAGGACCCCAAAAUUCGGGGAUGUUUACGAUUUCGUGGUGAUCGGUGCUGGCACAGCCGGUGCCACGAUAGCCGCGAGAUUAAGUGAAAUUCGUCAGGCAAAGGUGUUGCUAAUCGAAGCCGGACCCAACGAGAACCUUAUUAUGGACAUCCCGCUGGCUGUUCACUUCCUACAGCUGAGCAACGACAUCAAUUGGAAGUAUCAGACCAAGCCGUCCGACAAGUAUUGCCUCGGGAUGGACAACAAUAAGUGCAACUGGCCCAGGGGAAAAGUGAUGGGUGGCAGUAGUGUGCUGAAUUACAUGAUCGCAACCCGAGGUGGAGCCGAGGAUUACGAUCGCUGGGCCAAGAUGGGGAACAAAGGUUGGGCCUACAAAGACGUCCUGAAGUACUUCAAGAAACUGGAGACGAUCGAUAUCCCAGAACUGCAGUCGGAUACCACUUAUCAUGGAACUAAAGGACCCUUGCACAUCUCCUACCCAUUAUUUCAUACCCCAUUAGCGGACGCGUUCCUGAAAGCCGGCCAAGAGCUGAGGUACCCAAUAAUAGACUACAACGCCGGAAGGGACAUGAUAGGAUUCUCGUAUUUACAAAGCACGAUUAAAAACGGCACUCGCAUGAGCAGCAAUAGAGCCUACCUGUAUCCCAUAAACACUCGUAACAAUAUUCACGUGACGCGCGAAAGCAUGGUGAGGAAAUUGUUGAUCGAUCGUCGCACGAAUCGAGUGAUCGGGGUGGAUUUUACAAAAUUCGGCCGGCUCAUCUCCGUGUUCGCGAGCAAAGAGGUGAUACUGUGCGCGGGCGCGAUUGGGUCGCCCCAAUUGCUGAUGCUGUCCGGCAUUGGGCCGGCCAAGCACCUUGCCGAACUCGGUAUAGACGUUGUUCGAGAUGUCCCGGGGGUCGGAGAGAAUCUAAUGGAUCACGUCGCCUUCGGCGGACUAACGUGGAUGGUGGACGAGCCAGUUGGUAUAAAACUGCAAGAGAUGAUCAAUCCUGCCAAUCCGUUUGUGGCGGAUUUCCUAACCAGGCAAUCGGGUCCGCUUACGAUUCCAGGCGCGUGCGAAGCUCUGGGCUUCAUAAAUACUAAGAGUCCAGAAAAACUCAGCGGUUUGCCGGAUAUAGAGCUUCUGUUCACCGGUGGUGGCUUCAAGGGGGAUCUUCUUCUUCCGAUUGUGAUGGGUUUGAACGAAGAAAUGCGUCAGAUAUGGAAUAAGUAUACCAAUUAUUACGGCUGGAGCAUCCUGCCGAUGUUGUUGAAACCUAAGAGUCGUGGGCGGAUAAGAUUGCUGCGUAACAAUGUCAACGUUAAGCCUGAGAUCGAGGCAAAUUAUUUCGACGAUCCGGAAGACGUUAAAACGAUGAUCGCUGGCAUCAGAGUCGCGAUCAAGGUUGGUCAAACAAGGGCAAUGCAGGCAUUCGGUUCGCAGUUGUGCAAUGACACUUUGCCCGGAUGCGAAAACUACAUCUAUGACAGUGAUGCUUAUUGGGAAUGUGCGAUCAGAAUGGUCCCUUGUACCAUCUAUCAUUACUCUGGUACUUGCAAGAUGGGCCCGAAGGAGGAUCCGACCGCCGUUGUUGAUCCCAGAUUAAAGGUGAUCGGUAUUCAAGGACUAAGAAUAGGAGACGCAUCUAUUAUGCCUGAGAUUAUAGCGGCGCAUACAAACAUACCUGUCUAUAUGAUUGCCGAGAAACUAGCAGAUAUGGUCAAGGAAGACUGGGGUUACUUAGAGAAGUCAUUAUCGUAAUGUUAUAGUGAUUAUACCAGUUGUCACGCAAAUUAUUUUAUAUUGACGAUUAAAAUUACAAAUAAAAUAAUAAUAUACUCAAUCGUUAGCGUGACAAAUAUAAAAGUAUGAAAAAAAAGUUUUUAUUUAAAUUGUUUUAAAUUAUUUUUAUUUAUUUUCUUCACACAUUGCAUUUAAAUUACAUUAAAACUAUUACUUGUAAUAACUUCAAAAUAUGUUACCAAAAAAUAGAGAUUAGUUACAAAAAAAUUGUUAAAAAAAUAUAAUUUAAAAUAUCUUGGCGUACCAUAAAAUAUUCAUGUCAAAUUAUUAUUGUUUUUCAUUAUU
Molecule: messenger RNA, 2428 nt
Organism: Nylanderia fulva
Lineage: Eukaryota; Metazoa; Arthropoda; Insecta; Hymenoptera; Formicidae
Product: glucose dehydrogenase [FAD, quinone]-like
Molecular function (GO): flavin adenine dinucleotide binding; oxidoreductase activity, acting on CH-OH group of donors
Source: RefSeq, a predicted model, not a curated record